Molecule: messenger RNA, 633 nt
Organism: Maudiozyma saulgeensis
Lineage: Eukaryota; Fungi; Ascomycota; Saccharomycetes; Saccharomycetales; Saccharomycetaceae
Source: the annotation of a GenBank genome assembly
UACAUUGGGUAUAAGUACAGAUUUGAUCUGCUAUAUCAUAUUAAUGUGUUAGCAAGAUACACCCUAUACCCAAGUAAAACGGUCAUGGAAAUGGCCAAACAAUUAAUUCAAUAUUUGUGGUGUACCAGGAACAAAAUGUUAAGGUGGUUCAAAGAAGAUAAACAUGGUAAAAAUCAUUUGAAGGUUAUAGCCGACGCUGCCUUUGCUUCACAAGACGAUUACAAGUCUCAAUAUGGUAAUUAUUAUUAUUUAAAUAAUAAUGUCAUAGGUGGAAAGUCCUCAAAGAGUACAUUAACAUGUACAUCAUCAACAGAGGCUGAAAUAUAUGCCAUUAGUGAAUCAAUUCCCAGAAUUGAAAUAUUUGAAUUACUUAUUGAAGAGAUAAAUAAAACUCCAAUUGAAAAGGAAAUUAUAACUGAUAGUAAACCGAGCAUUUCAUCAUUCACUGCAAUUGAUGAAUCAAGAAUGAAAGCAAAAUUCUUUACAACUCGGUUAUUAAGAGCAAAAGAAGAAAUCAAAAGACAAAAUAUUAAAAUGUCUUAUGUUGAAACAAAAAAUAACACUGCAGAUAUAUUAACAAAACCUGUUCAGGUGAAAGACUUUAUUCACCUGACAGAAAAUUGGAUCUUAUAA